Saccostrea cuccullata (small rock oyster) is the source of this 766-nucleotide messenger RNA. RefSeq lists its product as uncharacterized. The record is from RefSeq and is a predicted model, not a curated record. Lineage: Eukaryota; Metazoa; Mollusca; Bivalvia; Ostreida; Ostreidae. The transcript is spliced from 7 exons. Bases 194 to 766 code for a protein of 190 amino acids.
AAAUAUUUGUUUCCCCAAGGAAACUAGGUAUAUUAAAAAUGGAGGACUAUUAUAUUAGCUGUGGUAUUUGAAUUUUUAAGUAAUAUCAGAGAAACUCCGGGCCAAUUUUAAUCAAAUUUACUACAAAUUAUCCUUGGGUGAAGGACCACGCCCUAUUUCAAGGAGAGGUAAAUUAUAAAGAAAAAAAGAUAAAAUGAGAUCUUCAAUUACAGUCAUCGUUGGCAUCAUUCUUAAUUUUCAGGCCACAAUAACAUUAUCGACUACCUGUCAACAAAAUAUGAAAGUAACAUCAUGCCCUAAAUCUAUUAAGGCAUGGAGAGAGAGGGAACAUUUAAAAGGAUGUUAUGUGCCUCAAAAUACCUGUGCUGCAUUUGGAAGUUCAAAUUUAACGUUCGUUUAUCACUGCUUGCCAAACGAGUUUUUGAAUGCAACCUACGAAGUCUGCAUGCCUGCAACAUAUAUACUAGGUAAAAGAUGUGCUGAAUAUAAUGUUCAUGGUAGAGUCAUUCAGUCCAGUUUGGAAAACCAUUGUGAAACCUGUCCUGUAAGGUACAUAUCAACAGAUAUCUAUAAAUAUCAAAGUUGCUAUGACAUUCUGAGCAGCUCAAAAGAAGUUUCAACAGACAAGAUCGAACACCAAAACAGAUAUAUGUCAUCGGUUGCAAUGAAGGCAGAGAGCUGGGUGAUUCCGGGUUGGGAUUUGAUCUUCUUAGUCGAUGUACCUCUGGAGGUUGUAGUGGACAACACCGAAACACCCAGUGAAUGA